Acanthosepion pharaonis is the source of this 561-nucleotide messenger RNA. The record is from the annotation of a GenBank genome assembly. Lineage: Eukaryota; Metazoa; Mollusca; Cephalopoda; Sepiida; Sepiidae.
AUGUUGACUGAUCCCCAACCCCUACCAACAAUAAGACAUAAAUGCCAAUUCUCUUUUGUUGUAUAUUUGUCUCUCUUAUUUCGUAAGCUUCCUCCUAUUCCUCACUGUUGCCAUUCGUCUCUCAAUCUUGAACUCUUCAAGUGGUUUUUCAAAAACUCUUCCCUACUCUGUCCAUCUUCCUGUUGUGAUUUUUUUUUUUUUUUUUAUUUUCCUCACUCGCUCUCUCUCUCUCUCUCUCUCCCUGAUAUUAUUGUAUCAGUAGUGUCGAGAAAAGCCUCCUCUUUCAUUGAUAACAGUAGCAGAGCUGAUGAAGAUAGUGAUGGACGCUGUGUUAUUGAUGCAGGCAGUGGAUGGUUGGAGAGAAUACAAGGACUGGAUACAAUGCCAACAGAGUGGCUUGGUGUUCUGUUGCAUAUAUGCACUAACCCUCUCCCUCCCCGACAGAUCAAUAUCUUAUCACUUUGUCUCUGCUUUGAACAAAACUUCAUGAAGGAAGGAAGAGUCACUCAUCUCUAUCUACACUCAGUUGAGGCCGGAAGGAAAGAGACACUCAUGUCUUAA